CCUCCUCUAUAUAGUUCAGUUGGUCAGUCGAGUGCUCGGCAAUCAGCAGCAAGAACGAUGAGUUCCCCGGUCAGCGAGUCCAAGCUCAAGGAAUACUACGAUGUGGCCAUGAAGCUGGUCCUCAAGUGCGGACCCCUCAUGCUGGAGGGCUACCACAAGGCCAAGACGGACUACGAGGUGAAGAAGGACUUUUACGACCUGGUCACGGUGUAUGACAAGCAAAUCGAGGACAUUCUCACAGAGGGACUGGUGGCCGCCUUUCCCGACUCCCUAAUCAUUGGCGAGGAGGAGUCGGCGGCAUCGAAGCGCCAAGCGGAGCUAACGGAUGCGCCCACCUGGAUCAUAGACCCCAUCGACGGCACCACCAACUUCAUCCAUCGCAUUCCACACUGUUGCAUCUCCGUGGGCUUGGCCGUCAACAAGGAACUGGUGGUGGGCAUCAUCUACAAUCCGCCGGCGAACGAGCUGUUCUCCGCAUACAAGGGACAUGGAGCCUACCUAAAUGGCCAGCCCAUCCACACCUCCAAGGCGACGACGAUCAACCAAGCCGUUAUUGCCUACGAGAUCUCGCUCAUCCAUGCUGCUGCAGUUAGGGACAAGAAUAUCAAGCGCUUGUACAAGCUAGCCUCGAAUGCCACGGGCACCCGUUGCUUUGGAAGUGCUGCCCUGACCCUAUGCUAUGUGGCAACCGGGCAGUGCGAUGUCUACCAUGUGGAGGAUUUGAAACCCUGGGAUAUAGCAGCUGGAGCCAUUAUUCUGAGCGAGGCUGGAGGCACUGUCUGCCAUACCAGUGGCUCCAAAUUCGACGUGAUGAAGCCAGAUUGCGUGUGCGCCUCAACGCCGGAGUUGGCCAAGAACGUGAUUAGCCUUAUCGAAGAGGCCAACCAGAUUACAGAGUAUACGUUCAAGUAAAGAUAAAAUAACUAAAUAGAAGUCAGUAUCUACAUUUAUCUAUUGUAAAAAAGCUAUAAACUGCAAGAGAUUAAUGUUAUGUAUUCCUGUAAAUAAAAGUAAAUAAUGCUAAUUAA
Drosophila kikkawai is the source of this 1028-nucleotide messenger RNA. RefSeq lists its product as uncharacterized. Gene Ontology annotation, biological process: phosphatidylinositol phosphate biosynthetic process; inositol metabolic process; signal transduction. The record is from RefSeq and is a predicted model, not a curated record. NCBI's taxonomy places the organism in Eukaryota, Metazoa, Arthropoda, Insecta, Diptera, Drosophilidae. Gene Ontology annotation, molecular function: inositol monophosphate 1-phosphatase activity.